GUCCACGUAGCUACUGAGGUUCCAUUACUUCAGUCUCAUCAGCAGUAAGCUAUUAAACGGUAUACAUCGGACGAGUUCUGUUUACCUAACGUGAGUAUCACGUUUUCCGCUUGAUCUCCACAGAAAAAUCACAUCGAUUUUACGCGGAACAUUUCGUGCUUGCGCAAUUUCAGUGAGCUGUAUUUCAAAAACCUCUGUGAUAAAAUCCAGGUCUUAUUUACUCCGUCGAGACUUUCAAGCAACAUGGAUCAAGUUAAGAAGCUGACUGAGCCUAGUCGCCAAUUUGCUAAAGACAGCAUCAGACUCAUUAAGAGAUGUACUAAACCAGAUCGCAAAGAGUUCCAAAAGAUCGCUAUUGCCACAGUGGUUGGUUUCUGUGUGAUGGGUUUUAUAGGAUUCUUCGUCAAACUAAUCCAUAUUCCGAUUAAUAAUAUAAUUGUAGGUUCAUAAGAAUUAUAUCCUGAGGCUAUUUUAUUAUCAUAAAAAUACUUCUAUUAUUGUAUGCCGCGUCCUAUUUUUAUUUAUAACAUGAAAACGUGUACUGAAUUGAUUUUGUGAGUGAGAGAGAUGUGUGUGUAUAAUAUUAAUGAAUUUUAUAAUAAAACCGAUCUGAAA
Harpegnathos saltator (Jerdon's jumping ant) is the source of this 615-nucleotide messenger RNA. RefSeq names its product protein transport protein Sec61 subunit gamma. The transcript has 4 exons. Gene Ontology annotation, molecular function: transmembrane protein transporter activity. Gene Ontology annotation, biological process: intracellular protein transport; protein targeting. NCBI's taxonomy places the organism in Eukaryota, Metazoa, Arthropoda, Insecta, Hymenoptera, Formicidae. Bases 244 to 450 code for a protein of 68 amino acids. The record is from RefSeq and is a predicted model, not a curated record. Gene Ontology annotation, cellular component: membrane.